CGUCGACGUCCUGCGCGGGAGCGGAAAACGUGCAUCCGACUGUGCGGAAAAGCAGCAGCGUUUUCCUGCUUGGUAAUACAUCCAACAUGGCUCGAGACUGGAAACCCGGUGAUCUGAUUUUUGCCAAGAUGAAGGGUUAUCCACACUGGCCUGCAAGAAUCGAUGAAGUCCCAGACGGUGCAGUGAAACCAUCCAACAUCAAGUUUCCCAUUUUCUUCUUCGGCACCCAUGAAACGGCAUUUCUUGGCCCAAAAGAUAUCUUUCCAUAUCAGCCUAACAAAGAGAAGUAUGCCAAGCCCAACAAGAGGAAAGGCUUCAACGAAGGACUGUGGGAAAUAGAGAACAACCCAAAAGUAGAACUUACUGCACCCAAGCCGGUCCCUCCUGAGUCUUUUGCUGAGAAGGAUUCAGACAGCAGUCCAGAAGGAGAAGAGGAUGCAGAUGACAAGGGGAUGAAAUCCAAAGUUCCAGGAAGUGAGGCUGAGCAGGAGAAUGAGAAUGAGGAGGAGGAGGAUGAUGAGGAGGAGGAUGAUGAGGAGGAGGAAGGGUCUCUGAUCUCUGAGCAGGGUCCUCAGAACCAGGAUGGCCCCACUCAGAAAGAAUCGGCAGAUGUUCCCAAACCCAAGAGAGGAAGAAAGAAAAAGACUGAUGGGGAGCAGGAGAUUGAAAAAGAUGACGCGCCAGCAAGUCCUGUCAGUCCUUCAGGUGGAGAAGGUCCAAAACGAAGAGGCAGGAAACCCAAAAGUGAGAAGUUGCUUUUGCUUCAGCAGCAGGACCAGCAAGGCUCUGGAAGUGAAAUGGACACUGGUGAGUUGGACAAAAAGAGAAAGCGGGCACUAGAGGAUAAGUCCCAAAGUGGAGAGGAGGAGAAGAGAAAGAAGAAGGAGGACAGCAAAGGAAAGGAUGCAGAGGCAAAGGAGCCUGAAACCAAGAAGAAGAAACAGUCGAAGGACGACAGCUCCUCUGGCUCUGACGACGAAGAGAAAAACAAAGGCCGAAAAAAACAACAAAACUCAGAACUGGACAAAGACGUGCGACGGCGGAAAGCAGAUGAAUUGAGAGAACAAAACAAAGAUGAUGGCAAGAAAAAUGAAGAGAAGACAGGAGCCAAGAAAAAAGAAAUGUCGACUGACUUGAAACUCCAGAGGCUGCACAGUGACAUCAAAGUUUCACUGAAAAUUGACAACCCUGAUGUAAAGAAGUGUUUGGACGCAUUGGAUGAGAUUGGCGCCCUUCAGGUCACAACCCAGCACCUGCAGAAACACAGCGAACUCAUUGCAACGCUCAAAAAGAUCCGCAGAUUCAAGGCCAGCCAGGAUGUCAUGGACAAGGCCACCAUGUUGUAUAACAAGUUUAAGAGUAUGUUUCUGGUUGGAGAAGGUGACUGUGUGCUCAGUCAGGUGCUCAACAAGUCUUUAGCUGAACAACGGCAGCACGAAGAAGCGAAGAAAGGAGCGCUGAAGAGAGUUGAGCAAGCCAAAGAAAACAACUCAGACAAGGUGACAAAUGGCGAUAUCAGCCCUGAGGAAAAGAAGCAGGAGACGGAGAGAGAGAAGCUUCUUGAAGACCCAUCAGCAGAAGAAAAUCACAGUGCCCCAAAAGAUCAGGAGGAGUCCACUUGAGUGUCCUACAUGCCUGAAGAAAGGAGAAUUGCUGCUGUUCUAAUACAUGCCUUUGU
Messenger RNA from Stegastes partitus (bicolor damselfish), 1678 nucleotides. It is a transcript of the gene psip1a, whose product is annotated as PC4 and SFRS1 interacting protein 1a. Lineage: Eukaryota; Metazoa; Chordata; Actinopteri; Pomacentridae. The transcript has 17 exons. The record is from RefSeq and is a predicted model, not a curated record. The coding region runs from base 87 to 1622 and encodes 511 amino acids.